Messenger RNA from Dimorphilus gyrociliatus, 1275 nucleotides. The record is from the annotation of a GenBank genome assembly. NCBI's taxonomy places the organism in Eukaryota, Metazoa, Annelida, Polychaeta, Dinophilidae.
AUAUUUGCAUGUGAAAGUAGCGAUUCGUUCAGACCUCUAAAGCAGUGGCACCCCCUUUCCCCCAUACAACGGGAAGUUUGAUAUUGUAUUAAGGAAAAAGAUAGGCGGUGUUCUCUACCUGAAGGUGUUGAUCAAAAGUCAAUAAGUUUGAUUAAAAAACAGAGAAACUAUAGUUUUUAUAUAGAAAAUUAUUAAGUAACGUGACAUGUCUCACCCGAGACAAUUAAGACAGGGUAUGGAUCCCGUUUACAGUGAAGUAAGACGAGGAAACUUCAUCCCUCAACAAGGUGUACAAUUAAACGGACAGAUGUCGCUGCACGGCAACCAACACCCUCCACCGCCCGUUCCGAUUAAGACGACUAACGGAGACAACCAAUACGGUUCUCUACCCCCUUCUGUUAGCCAAGCAGGAGUACCUCUAACACACCACUUUCAAACCCCAAUUCCCAUUCAACCACAAGCACCUAAAAUUAAUCAAAAUUAUGAUCCAACAUUAUGGUCCAUUAAGAGGCAAUACGAAGAGCAAGAACAAGUUAUGGCAUUUGCUGAUGAUACAUUCGACGACCAAGAAUCCAUCAAGGAUGUUUACAUUGAAGAGAGAUCGCAAAACGGCGUUCAUAAUUAUGAAAACGCACCGGCCGGUGGUAGAGCUAAAAAUAGCUCAAGAGAAUAUAUGAACACCUUUGAUGAUUAUGGCAGUAAAAGUUGGGAUAGACAACUUGGUUACUGAGAAGUAAAAAAAAAAAAGAAAAACGUCAUUUGAAGAAAUUUUAUACACCGCAUAAUACAAAUAUACAGCGCAAAUAUAUAGCAAAACAAAUUCACUCAUCACUCCAUCUCAAUUAUCCUAAUAACCAUACUCCCAUCCAUCCUAUUGUAUUUUUUUUACUUAAAAUUUCCUAAGAUUCUUUCCCUGCAGCUUAAAAAAUUAUGUGUACAGUGCUUCAAAAACCUAACAUUACAAAUGAACGUUGAAACAAAACAAUCUUAUUCUUAUUCUUCUUCUCUCUCUGUCUGUCUGUCUGUCUGUCUCUCUCUAUACAUAUAUAUAUAUAUAUGAGAAAAGACAAGACAACAAAUAUCUACUACCACUACUACUACCAUUAGCACUACAGCUACAAAUAUUCCGUGAAAAUCUUCUUAAAACAAGCGUCUAUUACAUAAUGAAAAUUUUAUAGUAAAUAUUUAUAUAGGUUUUGCUCUAAUAAUGUAUUUUUUUUUAUUUUGGGGAACUUUUAAUACAUCUAUAAAUCUAUUUAUGAGAUUUAAAAUAAA